AUGGAAUUCCCCCCGAGGGGGGGGACGAAACAGUGCCUUGGAGACGGAAGAACGUGCGCGUGGCACAGUUGGCGGCUCGACGGUGCCGAUUGCCAGCCGCCUGCGGGCAUACUGGGGUAUGGAUUCAUGGUUCCGGCAGCACAGCGACCGCCUCUGCCACCGCAGCAGAACCAGCCUCUACCACCGCAGCAGAACCAGCCUCGGCCACCGCAGCAGAACCAGCCUUGUUGGCCACCGCAGCAGCACCAGCCUUGGCCACCGCAGCAGCCGCCGCCGCAGCCGCCGCCGCAGCCGCCAUCGCGCAUAGAGCGGACACACAUCAAACAUGGCUGGGUCGAAUACACCCGUUUCAAGGGCGAUGCUCUUGAGGUCAUUUGCGACCCCAACGGGAACUGGAUAUCUCUCCGUCGACCCCAUGGUAGGCCCGGCCCUCCGCCUCCCGGCUCUGCGCCGCCCGGCCCCCCGCCCGGGGCUCAGCGGUACUAG
Molecule: messenger RNA, 486 nt
Organism: Purpureocillium takamizusanense
Lineage: Eukaryota; Fungi; Ascomycota; Sordariomycetes; Hypocreales; Ophiocordycipitaceae
Exons: 1
Coding region: 1-486 (161 amino acids)
Source: RefSeq, a predicted model, not a curated record